UAUUAUGUCUUCGCGUGAAACCCUGCUGUAUCGCGUAAACAUUAGUUGAUUACUAUUACUAACGAGUAACGUGUGCAACGCUAACGUAACGAUCGCUAGCCAUGAGUGGGAAAGGCGUAUCGUUCGUAUCAGAAUCUGUGAUAGAAGAGAAUCGGAGGAAACGACAAGAAGAAUGGGAUAAGGUCCGCACAGAAGAUCAACCGCUAGAAUGUCCAGAAGAGGAACACGAUACAAGGACGCUGUUUGAACGCCUACAGCAACAGAAGGAUAAGAAGGAGGAGGAGUUUGCAGAGCAGCAUCGGAUGCGCAACAUGGUGAAGGGACUCGACACUGAAGAGGCUGACUUUCUUAACCACGUCGACCGACAGAAGUCGACCUUAGAGCAGCAGCGUAAGAAUGAGGAGAACGAGGUGCUGGAAGAGUAUCGAAACGCUAUGCAAGAACAGAUGCUAGCUGCGGCGAAGGCGCAGAGUAAGCCGCCGGAGAAGACGCUGUCGUCAUUGCCUUCCGAUUCGAGCAAGAGCAAGAUGUCCCACCGCGCGCUGCUUGCGAGCGUCGUAAAACGAAAGAGCACGGACGGCGAGGAGGCGGACGCGAGCAAAAGGUCGCGGCAAGCACCAGGUGGCAGCAGCGAGCAGAUAGCAACGGCGUCGGCUCUAGAUAAGUCUGUCGAGGAGGCAGACACGGCGGACGCUCCUGCGGCAGUGCCGGCCGCCACCACGAUGCAGUGUAUCGCGCACCUGCCCGGGAUAGGGCAAUACCAGACGAGCAGCGACGAGGAGUCGGGGUCCAGUAGCGACGUGGACGACCACAGCCUGACGGACAUUAUCAGCAUCAUCUCGAAGCGGAGCCGCGUCGUCGCCGCCAAUCACAAUCAUUGAGGAGGCAAGCCGAACGCGCGUGACCGCGCGAGCAUGGCGAGGUCAAGGUUACAGAAGGUCGCUGAUUCCGUACGGGACCCGUGAGGAAUUCCUGCCUGUACUACACCAUUAGGAAGAAGUCUGGGGUCUGCUGGGUGUCAUACUGGGGCAAAUGUUUUCUUCUCGGUAACUCCAUCUUCUCAAAUAGAGUAGCGCACAAUUUAUCAUGGGUACGUUAAAGUUGAGGCAGGUGAGAGAGACAUGGGUCCUAGUCCAAAAAGUAUAAAUUCUGGCUAAAAAUUGCCGUGUAAAACGACAUUGGUAUUGAACAGCCUACCAGUGCUUUUUGGUUCAGUUAGAUUUUCUUGAUGUCAGGUACAAAAGCCAAUAUUUCAUUCCUUACAGUUGGUCUAUUGCGCUAUUGAUCUACAUGGUUCAAAUCUCGAGUGUUAACUAGACUGCUCUAUCUAAUCUAUUCUAACGAUUUGGGAUCAGUCUAGUUGAAAAAUUUCAAUUGAAAUUAAUGUGUGGGCGAAUUUGGGAGAGUUUAACUAAAACAAAAUGUUGGUGACGGUGCAUAGAUAGGGUAGUUUCUGGGGUGAAACAAUCUUUGUUUAUGGCACAAGUCAUCCCAGAGUGUUGGUCUAUAUUGAAAUGGGAUAUUAUGAUUAGUGUGGCUAAGGAAAAGAACUGCGGAUGCAAAAGUUACAAAUGAGAACUGAUAGAUAAAUAAGAACUUGCACUUUUUUUGACAGCAAAUGACACACUGUGCAUUUAAUCAGCCAACCUAGAAGUGAAUAGUGGGUACACAAGCCUGGCCGUGUUCAUAAAAAAGAAAUUGUAUGAUGAGUGAUCACGUAAAGGGAGAACACUUGUGACAAGUUAAUAUAAUAACACAUAAAGGUUCUAUUAGCCACGUUUGAGUGACUGUUCACAAUAUAUUUGCAUCAGCAUGUUUCUCAGAUCGUGUGCAGGUCAACUGCUAUUGAAUUUUAUUCUAAUGGAAACAGUCAACAAUGUAUGGCGUGCGGUCUUUGAGGUAAUAUUGUUAAGUAAACUGUUUCAGUUUGUUUAAAUAACUGAUUUCUUGUUAUUUGUCAUAUGGGGAGCUCUGAAACUCGGUAAUACCGGUUGAUAUGUAAUAGAAGUUAGGGCUUCUAUUCCUAUAGAUAUAUUCGUGAGUUCAUGAGCUGAAGUGGACAAUACAGAGAAUCAAACAAAAUGUUACACCAUUUUUGUAAUUGACAAUUUUAUUAAAACAGCUUAAUACAUUGAUGGCAUCUCACAAUACUUGGGUAAAUGGCAGCAAGAAGUUUACACCCUUAUAAGGUAUGUUUGUGUGUGCGUGCAUGCGUGCGUGUGGGCAUGUGUAUAUACACUGAUGAUCUGAUUUUGCUUGAACUUGACAGCUCCAUUUCCCAGUUUUGAUCUCAACUCAUGACCUUGUUAUAUAAUAACAUACGUCACACCAGAAAUAAAUUUCCAUAUUGGAAAUAAAUUUUAAAUACUAGAACACACUACCUAUCCGUAUGCUCAUAAUAGUAUUUACAUAAUCACACACUAACACGAUAUCAGCCCAUGAUCGGCAGUCUUCAAUCUUUUUCUAAAUGCAAAGAACAUACGUUGCGUGAUUUUCCUUGGGAAAAUUACAUUUUCUAGUAUAUUUAUCUUGCUGACAAUAAGCACGUGCUAAACAUGGCGCAACAUGGGUGGGAGAUGAUUGAAAUGGCAAAAGAACACGAGCAAGCGUCUGCAGUAUAAAUAUAUUAAGUACGUUAUAUAUUUAGAACGUUACUAGUCUCUAGUAUCAAAGUACACAGGAGUAAUUACACUUCCAGUAGCUGCAACAAAAUGCAAGUUUCUUUUGGCAAAUAAUAUGAACUGAUGAAACGCAUUAAUCAUUCUAUAAAUUAUACUAAUAGACCAAACGUUAACGUAAUGUGUUGUACCAAUGUGCCGCAAAAUUAUUGACUUCUAAUCAAUCAUGCUAGGAUUUAAAAAAAAAAAGCACCAUAAGCAUAGCAUGAUCAUAUAAACGCUACAGGUAUCUAUAUUAGUAAAAAAGGCCCAUUAGG
Messenger RNA from Priapulus caudatus, 2935 nucleotides. RefSeq names its product protein FAM192A-like. The coding region runs from base 102 to 881 and encodes 259 amino acids. The record is from RefSeq and is a predicted model, not a curated record. Gene Ontology annotation, cellular component: nucleus. NCBI's taxonomy places the organism in Eukaryota, Metazoa, Priapulida, Priapulimorpha, Priapulimorphida, Priapulidae. The transcript is spliced from 5 exons.